CCCGCUACGAGUAUAUAAAGGUAUGAAACCCACCAAGGAAGGGGGUCUUCUCCUCUCUCCUCACUUUACACUUUCUACUAUCUCUCUACACUUCAUCUCUCUAUCUACUCUCUCAACUCUCUCCAUAAACCGACAGCUGACUUGCUCGUCGGAGCUUGAUCCGGGGGGCAACCCCGGCUCUUUCGCAGGUUCUCUCCCUCCCGACGAGAUCGGA
Messenger RNA from Linum tenue, 214 nucleotides. The record is from the annotation of a GenBank genome assembly. Lineage: Eukaryota; Viridiplantae; Streptophyta; Magnoliopsida; Malpighiales; Linaceae.